This is a messenger RNA of Cantharellus anzutake, 915 nucleotides long. Its product is annotated as rraga protein. The transcript has 5 exons. Gene Ontology annotation, molecular function: GTPase activity; GTP binding. Gene Ontology annotation, cellular component: fungal-type vacuole membrane; nucleus; Gtr1-Gtr2 GTPase complex. Gene Ontology annotation, biological process: positive regulation of TOR signaling; cellular response to starvation; regulation of autophagy. Bases 1 to 915 code for a protein of 304 amino acids. The record is from RefSeq and is a predicted model, not a curated record. NCBI's taxonomy places the organism in Eukaryota, Fungi, Basidiomycota, Agaricomycetes, Cantharellales, Hydnaceae.
AUGCGUUCCAUCAUAUUCUCAAACAACCUUGCUUCGGCAACCUCUCGUUUUGGACCUACCAUCGACGUCGAAAUGAAUCAUGUUAGAUUCUUCGGUUCCCUCACUCUGAAUCUUUGGGACUGUGGAGGUCAAGAGGCCUUUAUGGACUCGUUUCUCGCUUCCCAACGGAACACCGUAUUUCGGGAUGUCGGCGUGCUCAUAUACGUUUUCGACAUUGAAACUAAGGACUUUGAGCGGGACGUCUUGUAUUACAUCGAAUGUCUGGAGGCGUGCAAAAAGAACAGUCCUGAAGCUGGGAUAUUCGUGCUUAUUCACAAGAUGGACCUUGUUUAUGGGGGGAAGAAAGAGAAGGAUCGUGCAUUCGGUGCGAAGAAACGGGAAUUGGACAAAUACAGUGGGAACACUUUGAUCAGGAUGUUCGCAACGAGUAUCUGGGACGAAUCUUUAUACAAGGCAUGGUCUCGGAUAGUUCACACUCUCAUACCAAACGCACCGCAACUAUCCGAGCAUCUGACGACGUUCUGCUCGAUAUGCUCCGCCACAGAAGUCGUUCUCUUCGAACGAAACACCUUCCUCAUCAUCGCCCGCAGUGGAAAGUAUACAGGCAACCUUGACGAUUUCUUCCCACCCGAUCCGGCCCCAGGGGCCGAAGAGGAAGAACUGAACCCAGGCCGAUUCGAGAAGAUGAGCGAACUCAUUAAAACCUUCAAACACUCUUGCAGUCGACUCCAGGAACAAUUCCACUCGCUUGAAAUCCGAUUCAGCAACUUCACAGCCGUACUCGAGCUGAUGACCAGCAACACUUAUGUAAUGGCAGUGGUUGCUGACACUGACGUCCAAACAGCAACGUUGCGGCUCAACAUUCGCCUUGCUCGGGAACGAUUCGAAGAAUUACAGCAGGGCAUGCUGACUUGA